AUGAAAUUUGUAAUACUUUUAGCUAUCACUGCAUUUAUACUAUCAUUCACAGGACAAUCUUCUGCAAUUGUGCGAACAGAGGAAGUGGAUGAAUGGACAAAGGAUAACCUGGGCACGUAUUUCAACAAGUACAAAAUUCUGUAUGAUAGGACCUCGGAUCACAAGUCGCUGAGCGAGAUUGCGCAAUCAUACAAGGACGCUGCUACUGCCAAUGCAAAGUACUUUUUGGGCACCAAUGUGGAUCAGAUCCUGUUUGGCUUUACACAAACUCUGAGCAAAAACACGCAUUUGGCAAAGAACGAUAUUGAUGCCUUCAUCACUGACCUGAAGCACCAAUUGCGUCAGUUGGAAUUAAAGGGGCAACUAUCAAAGGAGCGUGUUAAAGCUGUUUUAGACAAGGCGCAUCAUCAAGCUGUGAAACAGAGGCUGCUGACCGAGGAUCAAUGGCAAAAGGCAUACCACUCUGUAGAGUCUCACUAUCAACAACCCUCUUGGUUCCAACGCGUCAUUACUGGCAAAACAAGCAUUGUAGACGACGGUGCUGCUGCCUUCAAUCACUGGAUGCAAUCUGUCACGGAUCACAUUACUCAUAUUGGCGGUCUCACCAAGGAACAGGCAAAGGAUGUGGGCGAGCAGAUCCGCACUAGCAUCUCAAACACUGAUAUUCAUCGUCUUGGCGACAAGGCUUGGCUUGAUCACCUCUCUCAAUCCAUCUCCAAGCAAACACAGCUCAAGAAAGAUCAACUGGACAAGAUUAUUGAUUCCAUCAAUCGUGAUGUACAUGGAUACAAGAUAUUUGGUCUGGAAUACACUGGGCAAGCCAAGGAUCAUGUGAAAAACUGGUUUGAGCGUGUAAAGUAUGGCUGUGAGGAUGUGUGGUAUCAAAUCAAGUCCUUCUUUAGAUCAUGUCAAGCGCAUGUUGAAAGAGUACUCAAUUUGAAGCAGUUGAAAAAGCCCAAAGUGGUUGCCAAGGAGGCUGCUGCUUCUGUCAAAUCUGUUGCUAGCUCUCUUUCGAGUGAGUGGAGCUCCUCCUCCAAAUCCAUGGCUCAUUCGCGUACGAUUCAUUCUGCUCUGUCCAAAGCGUCUGGUGCUGCUGCUUAUGCUACCGACAAGGUGCACAAUUUUGACCCAAGCGAAAUCAAGGACUCAUUCGGCCAUUUCUGGAGAAAGAAGGAGCACGAUGCUUAUCGCAAGUUGGGUUAUACAGAAGCUCACAUUGACUGGAUCCAGAAUUAUCUCGAAAAGACCUUUAAAAACCAAAAGGCUUCUGUCAAGGGCAAAACUGACGAGGCAGCCAUUGCUAUUAAGCGAUAUCUCGACGGAUUAAAGGUGCAAACACCUAGCCAGGUCGAUCAAAACAUCCACAAAUUGAAGCGUCAUUUAGAGUCUUGGAGAACGCUUGUUGACUAA
Mucor velutinosus is the source of this 1410-nucleotide messenger RNA. Its product is annotated as Peroxisomal membrane protein PMP27. The transcript is spliced from 2 exons. Lineage: Eukaryota; Fungi; Mucoromycota; Mucoromycetes; Mucorales; Mucoraceae. The record is from RefSeq and is a predicted model, not a curated record. Bases 1 to 1410 code for a protein of 469 amino acids.